CUUAUUCCAGUGUAUUCCAUCGAUUCUUAACAGCCAAAACCAGUCAGUCGCCAAGCCAAAAGAUUCAGCGAGUUUCAUCGUGGCCGUCACCCAUGAUUUAACUAGAGGGCAAUAAACUUUCCACCCGUACCUUACGAGUACCUUAUCAGAUGCAAUGACCGAUCCUGUCCCAACGUCCACGUCCUCUUCGGGGUCGCAGCUCCACUCUGAGCUGUGGCAAGCGGCAUAUGCGCAACUUGAUGGAGAGUUGAAGCAAAGAUACGAAGCGGUAUUAAAAGCGGAGCUCAAUGUCGGCCUUGAUGCAAGCAUCGAUCAACAAGCUACCUCACUGGUGGAACGUCGGAAGCAACGAGUUGCGAACCGCCAGUGGACGUACAAAUGGCGCAAUCGGCCACGGGAAGUGCGAGGCCAAGUCGAUACGAUUCUUGACAUUGUUCAAAAGAGUAGCAGUAUCAUAUCGGUUGGUAUGAAUUUUGCGCCCAUCUAUGUCUCAUUGCCAUGGACCGCAAUCACUACGUUGCUCCCGGUGAGUCUUUUGUUAAAAAUUUACGUUCUCAGAGUCCCCUACCCUACCUUGAUUUGAGAUGACUCGUCUGUCUCCCUUUCAGAAGAAACAGAGACAACAUAUUCCAGCCAAUGAUAUAUAUAUAGAUGGAAGGUUUUUAACGAAAAGCCCUUCAGUUCAUCACCAAUGACUCGAAAGAACACAACAUGGCACUCAACGGCCUCGAGAAAGUGACCGAGAUUAUGGCUAGAUACAAAUUUGUCGAGGAGAUUCACAUUGAGCCGGGCUCCAUGACAUUUACUAAGAUGAAAAAUGCUGUUGUGGAUCUGUACUCA
Hyaloscypha bicolor E is the source of this 840-nucleotide messenger RNA. RefSeq lists its product as uncharacterized. Lineage: Eukaryota; Fungi; Ascomycota; Leotiomycetes; Helotiales; Hyaloscyphaceae. Bases 155 to 583 code for a protein of 142 amino acids. The transcript has a single exon. The record is from RefSeq and is a predicted model, not a curated record.